Molecule: messenger RNA, 1562 nt
Organism: Neurospora crassa OR74A
Lineage: Eukaryota; Fungi; Ascomycota; Sordariomycetes; Sordariales; Sordariaceae
Exons: 6
Coding region: 158-1066 (302 amino acids)
Source: RefSeq, a predicted model, not a curated record
AAGAAAAACCCGAGAAAGCAAACGGAAACAACAACAGUCGUCAGAUUCUCUACCCCUCAUCCAUCUGAACGGGGACUGACGGUCGCGGAUUACCUAUUAUUUAUCCCAAUUCACGAGAGACGGAAACCCUUUGUCAACACCAGAAAACACCAAAGCGAUGGCGUUCUGGGGUCAUAUCGCGGAAUGGGGCGCGAGCACCGUUGCCCCAGCUGUGGUUGGUCUUGCGAUGAACGCCAAAGAACAUGCCGAGCAGAUUGGCGGUCAGGCUGCGGAAUGGGCAGCUGCCGAAGUUGCUCCUCGUGCGGUCGGCCUUGCGAUGGAAGCGCAGAAGCAUGCUGAGCAGGUCGCGGAAUGGGGUGCAAAGGAGGUUGCUCCUCGUGCUGUCGGUUUGGCAAUGGAGGCACAGAAGCAUGCUGAGCACGUGGCUCCCGCUGUCGUCGGCCUUGCCAUGAACGCCAAACAACAUGCCGAAGAGAUAUCUGGCCAUGUCGUUGAAUGGGGCGCCCAGGAGGUUGCUCCUCGUGCUGUCGGUCUUGCAAUGGAAGCACAGAAGCAUGCUGAACAGGUGGCUCCCGCCGUUGUUGGCCUUGCCAUGAACACCAAGGACCAUGCCGAGCAGAUCUCCGGAGUUGUCGCCCACUGGACUACCCACAACUUCGUUCCUGCUGCGAGCGGGUUAGCUCACAACGCUGCGGAAGUUACAAAGAACGCGGGACGGCAUUAUGAGCAGGCCUCCCCAGCCGAACGGCGGAUCAUACGUGUAAUAGGCACCGCUAGCCUGACUAUGGUCGCCGAAGGUUUUGGUAUACCACUUCCCAAGCUGCUUAUCGGUCCCAUCCUCGGUGCUGCUGGCUUGCGUACCGGUAAAGCUGCCGACUAUGGUCUGACUGCAAAAUCAGGUACUGCUCAGGCAUCGCAGCCACGUUCAGUUGUGGCAUCUUUGGAUUCUGACGCUGGGGCAACCCGGAAAGAAAAGGGAAACGGCGCGAUCGGUACCUUGUUGACAGUCGCAGCGUUUGCACUUUCUCUUGAAAGCCUGGUCGGGUUUAUGGCAUGGUUGGUAUAGCUGAGUGAAUUCUGAAGGAGGAAUUAUGUAAAGGUUGGCAGGCACUUCCAUCCACAAUUGCCGUCUCGGCCCUGCCAAUUUCCCUCGCUAUCAACUUCAAGGCAGGAGGCAGUCUAGUCGUUUUUUUUUUUUUUUUUUUUUUUUUUUUUUUUUUUUUUCUUCUUCGAGAUGAAUUCCGGUCCUCUCCACCUCCACUUAGUUCCCUUACAUUUCUUUCCCCAUUGUCUUUAGUUCCGAAUGAGUUACCCGGUUGCCGCUUCGGUUCUCAUGGACUGUCAACGAAUUUCGCCAAUCCGUGGUUGGCCCCCAAAAAGUAGCAUCUGCAGAAACGGGCUUCUCGCGUUAUCUACACUGCCUGACAGUUGUCAUUGGCGUGCCCUGCAAGCGCCGGCAAAGAUCAUUAGUUACCUAUGCUACCCCUCGCAGAAUGUACCAAGUUAGGCUGCAAGGACUGUACAUAAUUUAUAUUUAUACGGGUGACCAACCACACUUUUCA